UGCUUUUAAAAUUAUUUAAGGCGGGAAACUAACUUUGUUAUUAUUUUGUAUUUAUUUAUUAAAAAACACUUUUCCUUUAUCAAAAUGAGUGAUUUCCCCGAUCCAGAUGAAGAAUUCGAGCUUAUGUACGGUGACGAAUUGGAAUUGUUAAGAGAACAAGACCAAAAUGAUGAUGAAGUUAUUUCGCCGGCUCCUAAGGCAAGACGGAGCUUGAAUUUUGGUACCCCAACAACAAUACAACUUGAUAAUUCAAUAGCUGAAAAUCUUCCCAAUUCUCUGGAUUCUUCACUAAUUUCUCAAAGCCAAGAAAUACAAUCUACACUAGAUCGGUUGCCAUCUAAAAAACGCACUAUAGAUGAUCUAUUUGGCGAUAUAAAUGAUAUAACUCAAGAAGAAUACAAUAUAGAUGAAAUUCUACAACCAAAAAAAGCUAAACGAGAUAACAAACAUCAGCAAGAUUUAGAUUUAAUAGAUCUUAUCAUACAGAAGCGCCAAGAAUAUAAAAUCAAUAACAAUAUAACUGCAACAGUUUCAAUAAGCCAUUCUAAUAAUCUAUUGAAUCAUGAACGAGACAAACACAACUUAUCAUAUUCACUACCUAAAUACCCUUUUAUUAAAAUCAAAUGCUUUGAUGGGGAAUUUGUGUAUGUCCGGUGUCAUUCAGAACAAUUUGAAAAAGAAGAAACCAAAAGGAUUUUACAUGAAAAUACCUUCAAAGGCAUUUUAGGGGGUAGUUUUAGAAAGAUUUGGAAUGAAGCACAAGAUUUGCUUGUAAAAGAAUUCAUAAAAGUCGACCAAUCAUCAGAAGAACUCAACAUAAUUUCAAGCAACAACCAAGAAAAGCAACUCUGGGUAGAUUUGUACAAACCCAGGAAAUAUUUGGAGCUUUUAAGUGAUGAAAGCACCAAUCGUGUAAUGCUGAGAUGGAUGAAACUGUGGGACAAAGUGGUUUUUAAUAGGAACCCAAAAAUAAAAAUCACUCCUGCUGGGCAAGAUGACAAAUACAAAUUUGUUAGGUUUAACGAGUUGAAUACUACUUUGGAUAAGGAUGGCAGGCCUGCUCAUAAGGUGGUUUUGUUGUGCGGACCACCAGGAUUAGGUAAAACCACUCUGGCUCAUAUGGUGGCCAGACACGCAGGCUACAACGUAGUAGAAAUAAACGCCUCAGACGAUCGCAGUACCGAGGCAUUCCGCACCUCCCUAGAAAACGCCACUCAAAUGCGCUCAGUGAUAGACCAGCAAAAACGCCCCAACUGCAUCGUUUUUGAUGAAAUCGAUGGAGCCCCAAAAACAUCCAUAGAAUUUUUAGUAAAAUUCAUUUCUGGCAAUGUAGUAGUCAAAGCCAAAAAGGGCACAAAACCCCAAACAAUCCUCAAGAGACCAAUCAUAUGCAUUUGCAAUGACGCUUAUGGUCCCGCCUUGAGACCUCUAAGACAAAUAGCAUUUGUCAUAAACUUCCCUCAAACAUCCAGCUCAAGAUUAGCAGAACGACUAAUGGAAAUUGCAAGGCGUCAACAAAUCAAAACCGAUACAAGCACCAUGAUGUUAUUAUCAGAAAAAUCCAACAACGACAUAAGAUCCUGCUUAUCAGUAUUACAUUUUUUCAAAGCCCAAAACAAACCCAUAGGACUAAUUGACAUUUAUAAAACAAACGUGGGCCAAAAGGACAUGCAAAAAGGCCUCUUUAGUGUUUGGAAUGAAAUAUUUCAGCUGCAACGCACCAAAAAACCGCAAGGCGGUACCCAAGCAGCCACCAUGAAAGAUCGCAUGCAAAACAUCCUAAACACAAUGAGCUCGUUUGGGGAUCACGAAAAAGUAGCUCAAGGGGUUUACGAAAACUUUGGCCAGCCAGAUUCCAAAAUUAAGCAGGAUUUAGUAGGCACCUGUUGCGCAUUGGACUGGUUUUGCUUCAACGACUUGGUGCAAAAGCAAAUUUACACUGUACAAAACUACUCAUUGACUGGGUAUUUGAAUUUCGCUUUUGCAAUUUGGCAUUUUGCCUUUGCGCAACCUCAGAAAGUACAAUUGAAGUAUCCUUCCGCCAGCUAUGAGUUCCGUACAAAACAAACUCAUCAAAAAGGCAUUGUAGCUGAAGUACUGCGCGGGAUGCCUCCCUAUAUACGAUGCUAUAACGCAGCUUUGCCUCUAGUACUGGACGUACUGCCUUUAGUUUUAAGGAUAAUCUCGCCAGCUUUGAGGCCUGUAAAUUUGCACUUGUACACUCAGGAAGAACGCGCAAAUUUACUGGAAGCUGCCAGCAUUAUGGCCGAUUACAAUUUGAAUUAUAUACAGGAGAGGAGGACUGAUGGGGUUUAUGAAUUUAAUUUGGGUAAGAGAGUUUUUUGA
Ceutorhynchus assimilis (cabbage seed weevil) is the source of this 2346-nucleotide messenger RNA. The record is from the annotation of a GenBank genome assembly. Lineage: Eukaryota; Metazoa; Arthropoda; Insecta; Coleoptera; Curculionidae.